This is a messenger RNA of Drosophila busckii, 2221 nucleotides long. It is a transcript of the gene Pgm2a, whose product is annotated as phosphoglucomutase-2. Gene Ontology annotation, biological process: purine ribonucleoside salvage; carbohydrate metabolic process. Gene Ontology annotation, molecular function: magnesium ion binding; phosphopentomutase activity. Bases 169 to 2019 code for a protein of 616 amino acids. The transcript is spliced from 5 exons. NCBI's taxonomy places the organism in Eukaryota, Metazoa, Arthropoda, Insecta, Diptera, Drosophilidae. The record is from RefSeq and is a predicted model, not a curated record.
GCCGUGCUGUGUAGCUCUUAAGCAAAUUUUUAUUAUUAAUAAUUUGAUGUUUUAUCGGCAACUAUAGCGGUUGUCUGUACGGUUUUAAAAUUCAUUUCAAGUUCAACCUUCUAGGUAUAACGACUGCUGGUGGACAAUAAAAGUCUGUUUGAAAACUCAACCAAAAAAAUGUCCAAAGAAUUAAACGUGAUGCCCUCGGGCGACGCUGAACUAGACGAGCAAAUCUCCAAUUGGCUUAAUUGGGAUGGCAACCAACUGACAAGGGAUGAAAUUUUGAAGGCCGCUCAUCAUAAGGAAUGGGACACUUUACGUUGCCGACUACUUAAGCGCAUAACUUUUGGCACAGCCGGUUUGCGUGCAGAAAUGCGAGCUGGUUUUGAUUCCAUGAACGAUCUUGUUGUUGUCCAAACCGCCCAAGGUCUUUGUGAGUAUAUCAAGCAACAAUAUCCCAAUGAAUUAGAUUGGUCUGAACGUGGCAUUAUCUUUGGCUAUGAUGCACGUCAUAAUAGCAAACGGUUUGCCGAGCUAUCGGCUUACGUAUUCCUAAGCAACAAGUUCCGUGUUUACAUCUACAAGCGUUUUGCUGCUACACCUAUUGUGCCAUAUAGCAUUACCAGCUUAAAUUGCUUGGCAGGCGUGCAAGUUACCGCGUCUCAUAAUCCCAAGCAGGACAAUGGCUACAAGGUUUAUUGGACCAACGGCGCACAGAUUAUCUCACCGCACGAUUCCGGCAUACACAAGUCCAUUCUAAAUAACUUAAAGCCAAAGCAGGAUUAUUGGAAAAUGGCAAACUUAUGGUAUCAAUCGCUCUUAAGCGAUCCUUAUGAUGACGUGGUGCCCAAAUAUUAUGCUGCACUUAAACAGGAAAUUCCAGCCGAUCUACUAGCAGUCAAUAGCGAAGGCACCUUGAAGUUUGUCUACACUGCAGUGCAUGGCGUUGGUCAUCCCUACGUAAAGCAGGCCUUCGAGCAGGUAAAUCUUAUGCCUUUUGUACCGGUAACCGAGCAGGUGGAACCAGAUCCUGAAUUUCCCACCACACCCAUGCCCAAUCCAGAGGAGGGCAAAGGUACACUGGUACUUGCCAUUAAGACAGCCACAGAGCAGAAUUGUGAAAUAAUUCUAGCCAAUGAUCCUGAUGCAGAUCGUCUGGCAGUGGCUGAAAUUGGCGACAAUCAGGAGUUUAAGCUCUUCUCAGGCAACGAACUAGGUGCGCUUCUCGGCUGGUGGGCGCUCGAGCUGUAUAAAAAGCGUCACCCCACUGGAGAUGUGUCCAACUGUGUCAUGAUUGCCAGCACUGUUAGUUCCAAGAUACUCAAAUCCAUGGCUGCUGUGGAAGGUUUUAUUUUUCACGAGACGCUCACUGGAUUUAAAUGGAUGGGAAACAAGGCCAUUGAGGAACAGCAGGCUGGCAGGCAGGUGCUAUUUGCUUUCGAGGAAGCUAUUGGCUUUAUGUUGUCCACCAAUGUAGUGGACAAGGAUGGUGUUAGUGCUGCAGCACAUGUUGCCACCAUGGCCAACUAUUUGCGAAGUGAAUAUGGCAUGACUUUGCAACAAAAAUUGCGUCAUAUCUAUUUGACCUAUGGUUAUCACACCAGCAUCUGUAGCUAUGUUAUCUGCCAUGAGCAGCCGCUGAUAGAGCAAAUCUUCAAGCGUUUGCGCACCAACAACGACGGCCAGCAGAAUACUUAUCCCGAGAGCAUUCUAAACGGAGAGUUUGAAAUUGAACAUGUGCGGGAUCUGACUACAGGCUAUGACAGCAGCACAGAGGACAACAAGGCCACGCUGCCGGUGAGUUCCAGCUCGCAAAUGAUAACAUUCACCUUUAAGAAUGGUCUAGUGGUUACACUACGCACCAGCGGCACAGAGCCCAAGAUGAAGUUUUAUGCUGAAAUGUGCGGCAAGCCGGAUAAUAAGAACUGGGAAGAACUUACGGCCACUUUGCAGCGUAUGGUAGACGCCAUUGUCGAUGAGUUUUAUGAGCCAGAUAAGCAUGGAUUACAGCGUAAGGCAGCAGAUUAGAAACCCAAGGACCCAACCGAAUCGAUGACCUCUUGAUCUACUAGAUUUUAAUGUUAAGUUCAAUGUCAAAACCAAAUGUGUGUCUAUAAUAUUUAUACAUGUCUAUAAUUUAUUAAUCAAUGUUACGCUCAAAAUCUAUUUAAGCAUAUAUAGUGUUUAUAUAAGCGGAACUUUUAAACAAUAAUAAAUAACUAUAUAUAUA